Staurois parvus is the source of this 331-nucleotide messenger RNA. The record is from the annotation of a GenBank genome assembly. NCBI's taxonomy places the organism in Eukaryota, Metazoa, Chordata, Amphibia, Anura, Ranidae.
GAUGGACCAGAGACUGCGGACACAGUACAGGAGAUGACCAGAGACUGCGGACACAGUACAGGGGAUGACCAGAGACUGCGGACAUAGUACAGGGGAUGACCAGAGACUGCGGACACAGUACAGGAGAUGACCAGAGACUGCGGACAUAGUACAGGAGAUGGACCAGAGACUGCGGACACAGUACAGGAGAUGACCAGAGACUGCGGACACAGUACAGGGGAUGACCAGAGACUGCGGACAGUACAGGAGAUGACCAGAGACUGCGGACACAGUACAGGAGAUGACCAGAGACUGCGGACACAGUACAGGAGAUGACCAGAGACUGCGGACA